Molecule: messenger RNA, 3347 nt
Organism: Anthonomus grandis grandis
Lineage: Eukaryota; Metazoa; Arthropoda; Insecta; Coleoptera; Curculionidae
Product: tubulin monoglutamylase TTLL4-like
Exons: 15
Coding region: 376-3186 (936 amino acids)
Biological process (GO): protein polyglutamylation; microtubule cytoskeleton organization
Cellular component (GO): cilium
Molecular function (GO): tubulin binding; tubulin-glutamic acid ligase activity
Source: RefSeq, a predicted model, not a curated record
UCUCGAGUCAGCAUUUUCGGCCGUAGAAGGAACAUCGCGCCGUAAAGCCACUCCGUUUUUAUUUUAAAAAGUUUCUUUUUUUAUCACAUUAAUACUUUUAUUUAUUCAUUUUAUUAGUUUUGGACGAUUAUUCAUCGUUUUAUUAUUUGUUCCACUAGUCACUGCCAGUAUAUACCAAAAAAUUUAAUAAUUACGGCGUGUUAAGACUGAGAAGGCAGGCGUUUGAAGCCCAGGUUUUAUGGAGUACUAACUUUGAAUUUGUACAGGUUUAUCAAUGACCUAGCCCACUAAUGAAAUGUUGUCAUGGAAGUUAGAUAGCAUUUGAUUCAACCAAAUAUAGUCAAAACACAUUAGGCUUUAAUAGGAAAAAGAAUUAUGGAAGACUGGAAUGUGAAACUCCCUUACACGAGUCCAGAAUGUAAAGAUCAAUAUUGUACAUAUUCCUAUAAAUCAUGGUGUCUUAGCUGUGAAAAUGGUUUAUCCAGGAGGAGAUCCAGGAGUGAAACAAAUGAGUAUUGUAAAAAGAGAUCUAGGGACUUUAGAACAUUAACUCCUAAAAAGUAUAAGUGUAAUGAGUAUGAAAAUAUGGAAGUGGAGUAUGAUUAUAAGGGUUGGCAUGAAAGUAAACCAGAUUGUUGUAGAGUAAGAUCAAACUUAGUAGAACUGCCGACGUCGUACAUUUCCAACAACUGCCAAAUGCCGCCGAUACAUCAGCAAUCAAUGUCAAAAAAUGAUGUUGACUGUUUUAAGCCGUUCUGCGCCGAUCGUCCCACCAUUUUCGAAAAUUUAGAGUCGAUGGACAGUAAAAAUAACGGACGUAGCAAAAUCAGUCCACAUAAGUUGGACCAACCCACAAAUCCGUUGCGUUCGAAGGGUUCUCCUCUUUAUUAUACCGAGGGUGGCACCAGAAUCACAGGGUCAAAUUGCCAAGAUUUUUGCCCAUAUGUGGGCUUAAGAUCACACGAUGUCCCAACAAGAAAACCGCUCUGCUUCACCACAGAAACCUACUUCAAUCGACCGAUAGACAAAGAAAAAUACUCCAAAGAAGUGGAAUAUUUAAAAGAAAAGCUGAAAAUUUUGCAUAAUUCCGUUUAUACAAACCAUCCGAACCCAGUGGGAGUAAGCAUAGUGAAUCUGGAUGCGGAACGGGGGGACGGCCUCCAAAAUAUUGCCACCAGUAUAGAAAUAAAACCAAAAGUGUUGAAGAAAAGUUUAUCCACACAAACGCCCUUAGUGAAAACAUCAAAAAGCAAAGUGUCAUUAAAGAUCAGAAAGGCGAAUCAGGGGAUUAAAAGUAAGAAGGUGAAGAGCAAAAAUGGGAUAUCAGAGAAUCCACUAAGUGUGGACAGUGGCUCAGAAAGUGACUCGGUAGAAGACGAUUCGCUCGACGAAGACCCUCCGAGCGCCUCCAGCAGCGAUCCUAUUUCAACCGACGACAGCACCAAAGAUUCCCUCGAUGUUAUCGCUAGUUUGGCGAUAUGCCAACCAGGUACCGAUGGCGUGGCGUCGUGGCCGAUCCGUUCCAGUCUAUUCCCAAACAUUCCACCCUAUAUAAAAUUCAGCUCUCACGAGCUAGAAACCCCAUUUAAAUUACCGGCGGGUAAAAAAUAUUUUAAAUGGAAACUGAGCACGAUUACGCCGAUAAUUGUAAGGAAAACCCUCACCAACAGCGGCUUCGCUCUUAUAAGAAGUGAGUUUAGUAGAGAAUCGAAUCAAUGGUUGGGCACGUGGGGUAAACACAUGAAAUCGCCCAUGUUUAAAACGUUAAAAGAUACACAGAAAUUGAACCAUUUUCCCGGUACAUUCCAUUUGGGUCGGAAGGAUCGAUUGUGGCGCAACUUUCAAAAGAUGAUCGCUAAAUAUGGCAUGAAAGAAUUCGGAUUCCUGCCUCAUACCUACGUACUACCUCAAGAAUUAAAACUUCUCAAGCAAAAUUGGGAUUUCAAAGAUGGAAAAGACAUGUGGAUUAUUAAGCCUCCGGCAUCAGCGCGUGGAGUGGGCAUAAAAGUGAUAAACAAAUGGUCCCAAUUACCGAAAAAAACCUCCCUGGUGUGCCAGAAAUACGUUAACAACCCCUACCUCAUUAACGGAAGCAAAUUCGAUUUAAGAUUGUACGUUUUAGUCACCAGUUUUCACCCUUUAAGGAUCUACCUUUACCCGGACGGUUUAGCGCGGUUUGCUAGUGUGAAAUACAGUGAUGAUGUAAAAGACUUAAAAGAUAGGUAUAUGCAUUUAACCAAUUAUAGCAUAAAUAAGUUGUCCAGUCAGUAUACGAGUAAUGAGGAUGCCAACGCUUGUCAUGGGCAUAAAUGGACCCUUUCAAAGCUUAUGGAAUAUCUACACAAGGAGGGAGUAGACACGAAAUCCUUAUGGAAAAACUUGCAACAAUUAGUAAUCAAAACCAUCAUUUCGUGCGAACCUUUUAUCACCCCAUUAUGCGAGGACAAUAUGAACAGUUAUUAUAACUGUUACGAGUUGUUCGGGGUGGACGUUUUAUUGGAUGAACAUUUAAAACCUUGGCUGCUCGAGGUGAACAUAUCUCCAAGCUUACACAGCGCAUCGCCCCUGGACGCCCACGUGAAAGGCCCCUUAGUACAAACGUUAUUUGAUAUGGCGCAAUUCCAUUUGCCCGCUAAACUUGCCGAUUAUGUGAAGACCGCUCCCCAGUGCUUCGAUAAUCGGAUAUACGCGAGAGCGUUUACCAAGAAAGAACGUUCAAAGCAUACCAGUUUCACCCAGUUUGAUAGUAGGGGAGAUUAUGUCUAUGAUAUUUUAAAGGAAUUGACUGGUGAUGACGUGCGACAACUGAUAAGAGCAGAGGAUGAAUACGUGGUGAAAGGGAAGUUCGAAAGGAUAUUUCCGACCGCGAACACGUUCAAAUAUUUGGAUUUUAUGGAGCCGAGGUACUACAAUCGAUUGUUCGACGCGUGGGAAACGAAAUAUUCUAAUAGGAGAGAGGACGGCAUUGCACUACUUCAAACCCUAUGCGCCCAAAAAGUUCAUCUAAAAAUCGGCAACGUACCCAGUUUGAGCAAGAGUUUUCAAGCUACGAGCCAUGGACAGACAGCAGCGACUGCAGUAGCACCAUCGAUGGAAGGACAGACUCAUCUUCCGAUUAUGCCUCCUCUACACAUAGAAUUCUUAGCCAAUAAAUUGUCAACGCUAAACGAAGAAGUUAGGGUGUGAAACGGAAGUCGAUCGAAAGAAAAAUAAAAUAAGACUGCCCACGUGUUUCGUCCACCCCUUGCACCCUAUUAAAAUUGUGUAGUCAAUCAUUCAUAUUUAUGUUUAUUAAAUACUCUAUUUUUACAUGUAAUAUAAUUUUUACUAGUUUAGAAUUUUUACAA